AUGGAAGAUUUAGGUUUCUCAGAAUAAGACAGGGAUGCUUUAGAAAGGGAAUUUUAGGAUAUUAUCAACGAGUUAGCUAAUGAGCCUGCUUUAGAGAGAUUUAGACAAGAAUAUACAAAAUUACACCAAGCAUUUCGAAACGCUUAUGAUUAAGAAAGACGAUUACUAAGAAAGUUGAGAGAUAUAAAUAGUGAUAUUUUAAAUAAUGCUGGCAAAGUAACCAAUGCUCUGAAAUUUUCACAAGAAGAUAGUGAGAGAAUUAAGUUACUCAAAACUGAACUUGAUAACACCUACAAAGUUAUAGAAUAGGCUUAGAUGAGGGAAGACAAAUUGAAAUAGAAAAUUGAAAACUUUUAAGCUGAAAUUAAGCAUUUAUAAGAUUUGGUUGAGUAAGGUAAUGCUCUAUAGAGUUAAACCAACAAAAUCACAGAACUCUAAACUUAGAAAGAGGAUUUUAUUAAAGAAAGGGACAGUCUGUAAGCGGAGUUAAUCAAAAACAGAUCAGAAACAGGUAAUCUAAUUGAAAAAUUGAAACUGUUAGAAAAUGAAAAAUUAAUACUUGAUUAAAGCUCUCAAUAGCUCAAAAAGAAUUUACAAGAAAUGUAAGAAAAGGUAGAUAAGGAUGAAUAAAGAAGAAAUAACAUUAAUGAAGAAUUAGAAUAAUUAAGGUAGAACUACAUUAAAACAAAAAAAGAAUAUGAAAAAUAGAAAGAGGAUUUAUCAAAAGUUUAAGUUGAAUUAAAGAAACAAACAGAAACUUUAUAGAAAAAGGAUAUUGACAAAGAAAUUGAGGAAAAUGAACUUAAAAAUUUAAGAGAUCAAGUGACUGAUGUUAAAAAAAUUUACAAAGAGAUUAUGACUAAAAAAGAAGAAAAUGAAGAUAUUAGGGAAAGUAAUGAAGCUGAAAUAAUUAAAUUGAAGAAUGAGAAGAACAAUGCCAGAACUCAUUUGAAUUAAAUAGAAAAGAAAAAUAAUAAUUUAAAUAAGAAAUUGCUUCGAUUUAUAGAAACAAAGAGAUAAAAUUAUAAAAGAUAAGGAGAUAGACAUGUUACAGAUACAAAGAAGUUUAAUGAAUAAGAUUAGUAGUUACUUGAGGAGUUGAGAAAAGCACAUAUAAAUUUUGCUAAUCAUAAAGCAAAAUCUGAAGAAUACAAUAGUAAAUUAAAUGAAAAAAUCAAUUUGAUUGAUAAGGAGAUAGAAUCAUAUGAAAAAGAAAUAUUAUAACUCUAAGAGGAGGUAGAUGAAAGAGAGAAGUAAUUUGUAAUCAAUACAAAAAAGAAGGAAAAAUUUGGAAAGGAUGCUGCUUUAAUAAAUGCAAAGUUUUUGCAUUCUCAAGAGGAGAUUAAAUUGAAAGACAAUUUAAUAAGUGAAUUUUAGAAGAAAAAUAUUGAAACAGAUAAUAAAUUAAAACAAUAAUAACAUUUAUAUGAGGAAGUCAGGUCAGAUAGAAACUUAUACUCUAAAAACUUGUUAGAAACAUAGGAUGAGAUUGCUGUAAUCAAAAGAAGACAUAAAAUAGUUUAGCAUCAAAUAGCUUAAUUAAAAGAAGAAAUUGAUGCAAAAGAAGUUGCUUUAGCAAAAGAACAUUUUGAACAUAAAAAGAAAGACAAAACUAUAGAGGAGUGUUGUAGAAUUCUAGAAAAGAACAGAAAGGAGAUUGAGGAAAAAGAAGAAACAAUCAAGAAUUAUGUUGGAGAAAUAUCCAAAUUGCAUUUUGUUUUAAAAGAUAGCGAAAUUAAGAGACAAAAACUUAAGGAGGAAUAUGAAACAGUAGUAUCUGAAAGGGAUAUUUUGGGAAUGAUGAAUCAGCAUUAUUGUAUGAGAAAAUUAAGGUGUAAUAAGAAACUUUGGCAUAUGGAGAAUAUGACCAUUGAAUUAUUGAAAUUCAAGAUUUCUGAUCUACAAAGAGAGCUGGGUUAAGCUCCAAUUUUAAAGGAAAAGAUAAAUAAUUUAUAAAAAGAUUUAGUGGAAGAAAAAUUGAGAGUGAAAGCUUUAAGUGAAGAAUUGGAGAAUCCAUUAAAUCCUUAAAGAUGCAAGAAACUUGGAGGAAGUGAUCCAGAUGUAUAUGAAAUGAAAUAGAAAAUAAAAACUUUGUAAAGAAGACUCAUCUAUAAAACUGAAUAAGUAGUAGAGAAAGAAGUCCUAAUCCAAUAGAAGGAAAAAUAAAUACUUGAAUUGAGAGAUAUAAUGAGGAAGUAACCAGGGUUGGAAGAGGCAACUUAAAUCUCAAAAUUGUAAGAGCAAAUGAAGGCCAAGACUAGACAAAUGAAAAGUUUGGCUGCAGAGCUAAAUAUGUAUUAAGCUUAGAUCAACGAAUACAAGUAUGAUAUUGAAAGAUUAAAUAAAGAACUUUAGGAGACUAAUAGAAAGUAUUUGGAAUAAAGAAGGAGAGAGUAGAUCUAAUAGGAACAAUAAUAAUUAAUGGAAUAAAAUCAAUAGAAUUAACAACCGGAAUGA
Molecule: messenger RNA, 2457 nt
Organism: Paramecium tetraurelia
Lineage: Eukaryota; Ciliophora; Oligohymenophorea; Peniculida; Parameciidae
Exons: 9
Cellular component (GO): cytoskeleton
Source: RefSeq, a predicted model, not a curated record